Hipposideros armiger (great roundleaf bat) is the source of this 2155-nucleotide messenger RNA. It is a transcript of the gene DUSP4, whose product is annotated as dual specificity phosphatase 4. NCBI's taxonomy places the organism in Eukaryota, Metazoa, Chordata, Mammalia, Chiroptera, Hipposideridae. Gene Ontology annotation, cellular component: cytoplasm; nucleus. The transcript is spliced from 4 exons. Gene Ontology annotation, biological process: negative regulation of MAPK cascade; protein dephosphorylation; endoderm formation. Gene Ontology annotation, molecular function: MAP kinase tyrosine/serine/threonine phosphatase activity. The record is from RefSeq and is a predicted model, not a curated record. Bases 482 to 1666 code for a protein of 394 amino acids.
CCUCAUAAGGUAGUACAGAAUCUGCCCCCUCCCGGGAGGGAGCAGAGCAGCGUUAAUAAAUCUCUAAGCCGAGGAGGAAACUCCGGCUGGGCCAGAGCGGCGAGCUCCGGCUUCUCGUGGGGAACGGCUGCGGAGCGGUAAACGCCAGUACCGUCAGGAGCAGCACAACGGGCAAAAUACAAAGAGGCCACAAGAGAAGGGAACUCUUGGCCCUUUCCCGUAAACACAGUCCCCUUCACCGCCGCCUUCCUUCGCACAGCGCGCGGUUCUGCCUGGCUCCCGAGGCCGCUAGAACUGCUAUGUGACCGCGAGACUGCAGGAGGAAGGGGACUGGGGAGAAGAGGGUCGUCGGUGAGAGCCCCUGGGGGGCCAAGUUUGCUGCCACUUCUGCACGUGCCCUCCCUUCGCCCUCGCCCGCCCCUACCUGCCCCCCAACUGAUCCGGUUGUCCUUCGCCUCCUCGCGUGCGGUUCCCGGCGAUCAUGGUGACGGUGGAGGAGCUGCGGGAGAUGGACUGCAGCGUGCUCAAAAGGCUGAUGAACCGGGACGAGAACGGCGGCGGCGCGGGCGGCAGCGGCAGCCACGGUGCCCUGGGGCUGCUGAGCAGCGGCAAGUGCCUGCUGCUGGACUGCAGACCUUUCCUGGCGCACAGCGCCGGCUACAUCCGAGGCUCGGUCAACGUGCGCUGCAACACCAUCGUGCGGCGGCGGGCCAAGGGCUCCGUGAGCCUGGAGCAGAUCCUGCCUGCCGAGGAGGAGGUGCGCGCCCGCCUGCGCUCCGGCCUCUACUCCGCCGUCAUCGUUUACGAUGAGCGCAGCCCGCGCGCGGAGAGCCUCCGCGAAGACAGCACAGUGUCGCUGGUAGUGCAGGCGGUGCGCCGCAACGCGGAGCGCACCGACAUCUGUCUGCUGAAAGGUGGCUAUGAGAGGUUUUCCUCCGAGUACCCAGAAUUCUGUUCCAAAACCAAGGCCCUGGCAGCCAUCCCGCCCGCUGUGCCCCCGAGCACGGUGGAGUCUUUGGACAUGGGCUGCAGCUCCUGUGGAACUCCACUGCACGACCAGGGGGGCCCUGUGGAGAUCCUCCCCUUCCUCUACCUCGGCAGUGCCUAUCAUGCUGCCCGGAGAGACAUGCUGGACGCCCUGGGGAUCACAGCUCUGUUGAACGUCUCCUCCGACUGCCCAAACCACUUUGAAGGACACUAUCAGUACAAGUGCAUCCCGGUGGAAGACAACCACAAAGCUGACAUCAGCUCCUGGUUCAUGGAAGCCAUCGAGUACAUCGAUGCGGUGAAGGAGUGCCGCGGGCGCGUGCUGGUGCACUGCCAGGCGGGCAUCUCGCGCUCGGCCACCAUCUGCCUGGCCUACCUGAUGAUGAAGAAGCGGGUGAGGCUGGAGGAGGCCUUCGAGUUCGUCAAGCAGCGGCGGAGCAUCAUCUCGCCCAACUUCAGCUUCAUGGGGCAGCUGCUGCAGUUCGAGUCGCAGGUGCUGGCCACGUCCUGCGCAGUGGAGGCCGCCAGCCCAUCCGGGCCCCUGCGGGAGCGGGGCAAGGCCACCCCCACGCCCACGUCGCAGUUCGUCUUCAGCUUCCCGGUCUCGGUGGGCGUUCACGCGGCCCCCAGCAACCUGCCCUACCUGCACAGCCCCAUCACCACCUCCCCCACCUGUUAGGGCUGCUUGGAGAACCCUCAAACCAGGGGCCUUCAGCAAGGGGUGGGGGGGGCCGCGAGGGGGGGCAGCGAGUCAGACUGACCAGUUGGGGGCGGGCGACCAAGCUCCUUCCCAUCCAUUUCUCCUUGGCCGACCACCGGGCCACAGAAUGGCAAUAAGGACUUUAAAUACAUAUUAAAAGCAAACAAACAACCCCCCUCCAACUUAGAGCAAUAACGGCUGCCUCCGCAGGCAGGGAAGACCUUGGUUUGGUUUGUGUGUCAGUUUUACUUUUCAGAUAGGAAUUUCUUACCUCAUUUUUUUAAGCAGUAAGGCUUGAAGUUGUGAAACCCACAGGUCCUGGCAAAAUGUGCCCACCCAGUUUUAUUAGGGGGGGAGGGGGGUUAGGGAAAGGGACAAGAAGAAAACAAGUUUGCCAGAAGUGCCUGGUUCUGUGUGCUUGGCCCUGUUUUGUUGUUGUUGCUGUAAGUUACAGGAUUUUUUUUUUUU